AUGGCGGCCGUUGACCACCCCGUCACGAACCUCGACGAGGGAGUCCGGUACCUGACCCAAGACGAGAUCAACUCCUUUCUCGACGACCUUGACCACAACGGCGACGGCUACAUCGACUACGGCGAGGUCGAGGCCAAGCUUGACGCCGCCCACGACGCGCUCACCCCGCAAAACCAGUCCAAGCCGCACCACGUCAUCCGGAAGAAGGACCAGCCCCAGGACUUCUCGUCCAAGCAGCAAUCGCGCGACGAAAACCGCCUCCGCCAUGAGUUCCUCCGCACCAUCAUGGGGCUCCCCGGCUCCCACCCGGGCACCACCUCGGACCCGGCCGCCGAUGAGCGGAGCCGCUCGCACCGCAUUCCGCGCGCCGACUUCGCCUCCCGCGUCCGCGAGUGGAAGAUCCCCUCCCUGGAGCAGGACAAGGACUCGGAGGACUCGCAGAAGGACUACGUCCGCAAGCUCCUCCUGUCCCGCCGCCUGCGCGCCUACUGGGCCGUCCACGGGCCCGAGAUCGUCUUCCUGGCCCUCGUCGUCGGCUGCACCCUCGCAUUCGGCGUCUGGCAGUGCGUUAAGUACGUCACCCAGACCCGGUACCGCGCCGCCUUCGGCUGGGGCGUCGUCAUGGCCAAGACGGCCGCCGGCAUGCUGUACAUGACCUUCUUCUUCCUCCUGCUCAGCAUGUCGCGCUACUUCUCCACCUGGAUGCGCCGCUCCUACUACGUCUCGCGCUUCGCCAACUGGGACCUCAGCCAGUCUUUCCACAUCAAGAUCUCCAUCGUCGCCCUGGCCUUCGCGACGCUGCACGCCAUCGGCCACCUGACAGGCUCCUUCUACCACGGCAGCCGGCCCGCGAACCAGGACCGCGUCGCCGAGGUCCUUGGCCCGGACAUGGUGCCGCGCCCCUACGUCGGCUAUGUCCGCACCCUACCCGGGUCCACGGGCAUCGCCGCGCUCGGCUCCUUCUAUAUCCUCGCGCUUCUGAGCCUGCCCAAGGUGCGCAGAUGGAACUACGAGGUCUUCCAGCUCGGCCACCUGCUCAUGUACCCCAUCAUCGGCCUCAUGAUGGCCCACGGCACGGCGCACCUGAUGCAGUGGCCCAUGUUCGGCUACUUCCUCGCCUUCCCAACGCUGCUCAUCCUCGCCGAGCGCGCCGUCCGCGUUGGUACGGGCUUCCACAAGAUCAAGGCGACCCUCAGGGUGCUCGACGGCGAGACGGUCGAGAUCACGGCCACGAUCCCGAGCGAGCGCAUCUGGAAGUACCAGGCCGGCCAGUACGUCUUCCUGCAGGUGCCGGCACUCAGCACCUUCCAGUGGCACCCUUUCACCGUCUCCAUCUGCCGGGGCAGGGAAUUCCAGCUGCACAUCAAGACGGACGGCAACUGGACGAAGCGGCUGCGCGGGCUCGGCGGAGACUCGGGGACCGCCGAGAUCGACGUGGGCAUUAACGGCCCCUUUGGCGCGCCGGCCCAGCGCUUCUACGACUUUAGCCACACCAUCAUCGUCGGGUCGGGCAUCGGCGUGACCCCCUUCUCGGGUAUCCUCGCGGACCUUCAGGCCCGCGACGACGAGGAGCAUGGCGGCCCGACGCACGACCACGGCCACGCUUCUCAGCAUCAGCACCGCCACGACUCGGAGACGACCGUCACGGCGGAGAAGAAGCCGGCCGACAGCCCAGAGAGGAAGGACUCAAAGGCGACGGCAGCCCCCGACGCUAACGACCCCAACAAGGCGCCCAACCCCUCAGAGGCCUUCGCCUUCGCGGCCGACUACCGCCGCGUCGACUUCCACUGGACCGUCCGGGACCGUAACUACCUCCUCUGGAUCGCCGACCUGCUCAACUCGGUCUCGCGCAGCCAGGACUGGCACCGCCGGCACGAGGGCGCCGACCAGCACCUCGACAUCCGCAUCGCGACGCACGUCACCCAGAAGCGCCGCAACAUCGUCACCCACGUGUACCGCUGGCUGCUCGAGAUGCACCGCACCGACGAGCACCCGGAGAGCCCGCUGACUGGGCUGCUGAACCCCACGCAAUUUGGCCGGCCUGACUUUGACGACAUCCUCGACCGGCACUACGAGGACAUGCGGCGGUUCCGGGCGAGCAAGCGGGCCAGCAUGAACGCAGGCGCCAUCGGAAGCGGCCUCAACGGCAGGGAGGAGGAGGAGGAGAAAAAGAAGAAGACCGGUGACGGGGGCCGGGCCGACGCUGACGCCGAUAGCAUCACCGUGGUGGAGGAGGAGGAGGAGGAGCUCAAGGUGGGCGUGUUCUACUGUGGCGCGCCGGUCGUCGGGGAGAUCCUGGCGGACAAGUGCCGGCAGCUCUCGGUGCGGGGUCGGCAGGACGGAAGCAAGAUCGAAUACCACUUCAUGAAAGAGGUUUUUGGGUAA
Molecule: messenger RNA, 2385 nt
Organism: Colletotrichum navitas
Lineage: Eukaryota; Fungi; Ascomycota; Sordariomycetes; Glomerellales; Glomerellaceae
Product: FAD-binding domain-containing protein
Exons: 2
Coding region: 1-2385 (794 amino acids)
Biological process (GO): superoxide anion generation; defense response
Cellular component (GO): NADPH oxidase complex; plasma membrane
Molecular function (GO): superoxide-generating NAD(P)H oxidase activity; calcium ion binding
Source: RefSeq, a predicted model, not a curated record